Molecule: messenger RNA, 28504 nt
Organism: Xyrichtys novacula (pearly razorfish)
Lineage: Eukaryota; Metazoa; Chordata; Actinopteri; Labriformes; Labridae
Source: the annotation of a GenBank genome assembly
GGUGGCUGCUGGCGCUCUCUGCAGCACAGAUCUGCUGAGAGCGCCAGAGCAGAGCUCCUCCACAGACCACAGCCGCAGGGUUCCCACUGCAGCUCUGAGGAAAACCUCUCACAGAAAUUUAUACGGGAGGACAAAGUGCUACAGCUGCUACCUCACAGGACCACAGGGCAAAAGACAGGGCUCAGAGGAGGAAGAGAAAAAGAGGGAUUUAACAGUGAGAGGAGGUGAGAGGAGCCGAAGGAGAGCCCCAGAUUUUUUUUUUUUUUAGACAACUAGAACUUUUACGUCAAACAGCUACUCACUUUCAGAUUUCUUUGAGUCAUUUACACUCUGCCGGUGGGACUAAAGUUUGCUUUCAGCCAACAUUUCUGCCUCUCUGUCUUGUACAGAAUCUAAAUCUACCUUUAACCCUAACCUCUAUAUAUCUACGAUAAUGUUUUUUUUUUUUUUUCUUUUCUCUUUGGAUGUCUGAGCAGCACUUUCGGAUUGAGACAAUGAAAUAUUCUCAGAUGGGUUAACAAGGACUCAGGUGUCACUCUGAGGAACAUUAAUACAUAUUUUUUGUAUUUCAAGCUUAAAUAAAUGCUGUUUUUUUUCUUUCCCUCUAAGAUGCCUUAUCAAGACAAAUAUCAAGAAAAAUACUGAGGCAUUUUUUUCCCCUUUUUUCCUUCCCACUUUCAUCAAAUCUCCUUAAAGGACACUGUGGGGAGUCCAUAAAAACAUUCUCUUUCUUCUGAAAUAUUUUGGAGGAGACAGCUUUGUUAGGUGAAGUCUUGGCUCUACCUCAGGAUGGCUGGCUGCACCAGCCGCUGCAGGCAGGGGGUGCUCAAACUAAUCCAGUCCCUGCAGAGACUGGUCUCAGGAACCCUCACUAAAGGUAUUUUGUAUCUAUACUCUAACUUGCAUGUCCUUAUAUCCUACACUUACAGGUGCAUUUACACCUUUAAUUAGUUUGAUCUAAUGAGAUACAGUGUGUUUUGGUCAUACAUCUACAAUUUUAAUACAGAAAUAACAGAAUAAGAGUCGACUGCUUUCUGUGAAACACUUUAAGACUUUUAUCACUGAAACAGGACAUAGCUCGUCCUUGCAACUAGAUUGCGGUACUCAUACCAUUACUGAGCUCUAAUACAUUGUGUGACUGACGGUACCAUUAACUCCAGGUCAAGCCAGAGCCUAGUCAUUAUCAGCCAUUUGCCAUGUUAACAGCAUCCGUUGCUUUUUAAAAGUAAAUUUCAGCUCUCAGCGCACAUUUUAUGCCAAAAUGCCAAUCAAAUUUUGGUCUGUUUUUCUUGCAAAAAUAUAUAAGAAAUCACAUUGAAUUCGGGAUAUUAUUUACUCAUAGAUCAGAUUGACCAUAAAUGAAGUGUUGUGUUUUGUGCACACAUAGGCUAUUUCAAUAUAACUAUCACCUCAUUUGAAAUAUUGAAUAGAACUGUUUAUAUAUUACCAGACUUCACAAGGUUUUUAGGACAAAGAAUUAAAAUAAUUUAAGGACACAUUCAAUAUUCGGUUGGACUGCUCAUCAUUUUGACACAAAUGUUUACUUCAGUGACAAAAGAUUUCUGUAAGCUUUUAAUUGGCAGCAUGCUUUUAAGUUUGCUACUGCCUAGCUGCAUUAAUUGCCUUUUGUGAAGCGCUGUGUCACUUGUAUUGAAAAGCGCUAUUCAAAUAUAGUAUUAUCAUUUUUUAUUAUUAUCAGUGAAGCUCUGCAGUAACGUGGAAAUUAGGACAUCCGAACAUCUGUUAUAAAAAGAAAGAACAGCCACAUUAUAUUUAGAGUGAUCUCGAGUGCUGUCACAAACUUCACUGUGUAGCUGCAGGAGGAUGUUGACCGAAAUAUACUGCCUAGAGGGGAUAUACUGUAGAUCUAAAAGUGCCAAAAGACAGCAAAAAUCUUCAUUCUCUAUUACAGAGAUGGGCUGGUUGUCCAAAGCAACUAAUUCAAUGACCUUCUCUCUAAUCUUUGUGGCAUCUUAGCUCUCCUGAGGAUAUUUUCCUUCACUCUUUAAGUCCAGAGUUUGUUGAAUCGGAGCAGCAGCCUUUUCCUCUGUUGCCUCACUGUAUGCACUGUAUUCAGUUGUGUGUUUGAUUUUUAGAUGUAGUAUCAGACCUGUGGUUGCAGCUCUACAGCUACCCUUUUGCAAAACGUAUACUGUACAUAGCAUGCAUUGCUGGUAGCACGUGGACUACUUUUGAUGUCUGAUUGAAAAUGCCUCCACACUGCUGACAUUGUAGCCACAGGGUUGCUGAUGCUGAGACACCUGCAUGUUUAUACUCUACUAGCUCAGUUUAUGACAACUGGCAUAAAAAAGCACCCAACAGUUAAGAUUGUGAUCAGGACAUCCCUGAAUAUUCUUAUUCUUCUUUUUAUACUGAUGAUACACAUUAUCAGGUGUGAGUCGAUUUACUUGGAAGUCAAGUUAAGCUGUCCUUUAUCUCCACUUAUCAUUUCUGAUUUGAUAUUUUACCUACCUUUGUUUCCCCUCCUUACUUCUGUGACUUCCUUGAAAAUAUACUCUAUGUUCUAUCACAUGUGAAAUCAAACAUUUUUGUCAAAUCUUGUCAAGAGUGCAUUAGAAUGUGGGUAUGAAACUGUUCAUGUUCAUAUAUUUGCAUAGUGAUACAACAAAGGGUGUGUGGGACUGCUUUUGAGGUACCUUUCACUUGCAAAUGAUGAGGUUUCUCAUGGAUUUCUCGCUUGCUCUAAUUCAGAGUUCAUUGAUGAAGAAUGUUGGUUUCCUCCAUAACUGUCUUGGACUACAGCUGUGAUGUCGUCAAAGCUGUGUGUACUUGUUAUGCCUCUAAACACAGAAAAAAAAAGGUUCAGGGCACUCAAGGACACCUUCCAGGGUAAUUAAAAGACACAUAAGCAGAAUAGUAAAAUCAAUCAAAAACACAUCAACACAACAAAGUAUUAAAUAAAAAAGUUGCAAGUCCGGACUCUGCAGCAGAACAUCAAAUGCUAGUCUGGGUGGGCCUGUCUGAAAUAAUGAAUUUUGAGACAGGAUUUGAAGAUGGAGAGUAAGUCAAUGUUCCUAAUGUCAGGGGGGAGGGAGUUCCAAAGGCGGGGGGCAGCGCGGCUGAAGGCUCUGGAUCCCAUGUUGGACAGAUGAGCCAGAGGCAUAAUGAGGCUGAUGGAUGAGGCAGACCUGAGAGUCUGGGUGGGAGAGUUGAUGUGGAGGAGUUCAGAGAGGUAUGGAAGAACGAGGUUGUAGAUGGCCUUAAAUAUGUGGAGCAGAAUUUUGUAGUCCAAGCAGUAUUUGAUGGGAAGCCAGGGAAGUUGGUGAAGAACAGGUGUGAUGUACUUGGUAGAUGGUGUUCUGGCGAUGAUACGGGUGACAUCGUUCUGGACCAGUUGAAGCUUAUGGAUAGACUUAUGGGGGAGACCAAUGAGAAGGGAGUUGCAAUAGUCCAGGCGGGAUGUAACCAUUGUAUGGUCCAGGAUGGCAGUGCUGUUGGGGGUAAGUGACGAACGGAGGCGAUUGAUGUUUCAAAGAUGGAAGUAGGCUGACCAGGUUAUGCAAUUAAUGUGAGUUUGGAAUGACAGAGUGCUGUCAAGGACAACACCCAGACUCUUGACCUGAGGGGAGGGGGAAACAAAGGAGUUGUUGAUGAGGAUGGUGAAGCUUGGAGAGUUACUGAGGGUGGAUCUGGUGCCAAUGGGGAGAACUUUGGUUUUAUCACUGUUAAGUUUGAGAAAGUUGGAUGCGAACUAUGAUUUGAUUUCCUGUAAACAGUCACAGAUGGAGAAGGGCGGGAAGGUGGAGGUGGGUUUGGUAGAGAGGUAGAGCUGGGUGUCAUCUGCAUAACAGUGUAAAUUGAUAUUGAAUUUAUAGAAAAUGUGACCGAGAGAGAAGGUAGAUGAUGAACAGGAUGGGGCCGAGGAUUAAGCCUUGGGGGACACCAGAGGAGAGGGGAGAUGGUUGAGAUUUGAAAUUUUUUAAUUGAAUAAACUGUGUACAGCCAGUGAGGUAAGAUGUGAACCAGUCCAGUGGUGUGUCUGAUAAACCAAUAGAUGCUAGUCUGUCAAGAAGGAUGGUGUGGGAGACGGUGUCGAAGGUUGACAUGAGAAGCUGAUGCUGGGGAGGCUGUCAAUACCUGUUUUGAGGGCUGAUAAGUUAAUGUUUUGGAUAUUGCGGAAUGAGAUAAGGCGUGACAGUUAAAAUCUAGAUAGAGUGUUGCUAGUGAAGAAGGAAAUUAACACGUGAUCAGAGAUGGGCAGAUCGGCAGCAGAACAGUUAAAGGGAGCAACACCAGAGCAGCGAACCAAAUCCAAGAUGUGUCUUUUAGAGAGGGUAGGGAAGUUAGUGUACUGUUUUAGUCCAAAACUGUCCAGGCAAGACAUGAAUUCAUUGGUGUGAAAAUGAUUGAUGUUGUCCAUAUGUAUAUUAUAGUCACCAAGAAGAAUUACAUCGGACAAGAGUGAGCAGAUCUGGGUGAGAAAGGCAAAGAAGUCAUUGUUAAAAUCUUUGUUUGGUUUGGGUGGAUGGUUACAGUGGUUUACACUGUUUCAAACAAUGGGUAUGCAGGUACUGUGAGACACGAGAAUUUCAAAGUCUCACGGCACAUUAUCAUGAGACAUCUUUCUCUCCCGGUGAAACGGGAUUGAAACAUAGACUGUAUAUACUAUGGACAACGUGGUUCCGCCUUCCACUUGUAAACCGAUUUGAAGCCAAAAAGCUCUCGGUAAUUCUGCUGUUUUCUCUUUUUCCUGAAACCAAUAUUGCGCAGUAGCGUUGCACGCACUCCACCAUUUGCGCAGUAGCAUCGUGCGUAUUCAGCGGGAGAGUCGUCAAGAGUCGCUACACAAUCUUCGUACGCCCAUAGGCUGUAUCAGGUGUCAAUCAUAGAAAACAUGAACCCCCUAAUAACUUUUAAAAACGGAGCUGUAAGGAAAAAAGAGGACUUGAGCUCAAACCAGUCUUUCAGUAACUACAUGUCAACAUCGCAAGCAGGGGGGAAAAAAAUUUAUGUUCUGUAUAAUGAAUUUCUAAAGUUUGUCCACAGCUCCAUAAGCUUUGCAGGAGGAGGCAGGAUUUAUGACCUAUACUGCAGCCUGUCACCAGAGGGUGCUGUUCUCGGAGUGGCUUCACCCAGCGAGGAGGCAGACGCUGUCCAUUCUACAUACAGUUUAUGGGUUGACAGGUGUAAACAAACCCAGUUGGUGUUGCUUCAUUCAGGUGAGAAAAGUCGUUGUGAUUUUGCCAUGUCUCAGUUAAACAUAAAAAGUCAUACUUGCGGUCAAGGAGGAGGUUCUGCAAAAGUUGUCCUUUGCCCAAAGAGAGCGGAUGUUAAGUAAUCCAACUUUGACGUCAGUGCGCUUGGUGGUGAAGCUAACGUUAGCCGACCUGGCUGGGCUGGCUAACAUACUACAGUCCACUUUCUUCCCGGAGUUUCUCGGCGGAUAACGAGUCUUGGACCAGAUGGAAUUGAUGGCAGUGGAGUCGUCGGUAUGAUAGCUCCAUCGGGAUCCGCGGUGGGUGUAUUUUCGACGUUGAAGGCAAGUGAUCGCCGAGCCGAGGUGUUGUAUCAGGAGUGGAUCCAACUGGUGGCACCGGAGUUGGAGGAGCUCUGCAGCCGUGUAGUGGAAUAAGGCUGACGAUGGAUUUAAAAUGAUAGACAGGACAGUCCAGACGAGGACAACCAGGCUGAAAUUCCACAUGAUGAACAGCAGAAGGGUACCGGACAGCGUGAGGAGAGAGACAUGCCCAGAGCUGGCCCAGGGCAUAACCAAACUAGGCACCUGCUUAGGGCCCCGCAGCCCUAUAGGGAAUCCCCAAGAGCAAUCAAAAAAUAAAUAAAUAAAUAAAGUAAUUAUAUAUAUAUAUAUAUAUAUAUAUAUAUAUAUAUAUAUAUAUAUAUUUAUUUUAUUUUUUUUGGCAUGUUUGAGUGAUGCUUUCUGUAUGAUCAAAUAUAUAUUAUUAUAAAAAUGAAAUAAAACAAAAUAAAGUAAAAACAUUUUAGUACUGCUGCUGAUGUAGGCCUAUGAUUUUUACUGCAGAUAUGUCAAAGCUCUGCUACUGUUACGUGCCUCCUGAUGUGCAAUGUGCACUGAGCAUCCAAAACGUAGGCAGUUGUGCGGCAAAACAAUGUCGCAAAAAAGGACAUAUCUUGAAGGUGUGUGAAUGAUCAACAAUCAAUAUUAUUAACAGAAAUAGAGGGCCCCAAAAUCAUUUUUUUCUUAGGGCCCCAUUGAGGCUCUGGUCAUGCCACAGGUAAGGCAGUCCAAACAAACAAUCAGAGAGUCAGAUCAUUUAAGAGUAGAUCCAGCAUAUAAAAAAACAAAUAUAUUUUGUACCCUUUUUUGUAUCUCUUAAUUCUGUUUCUGUUUUCUCUUUUUAUACUUAUCUAUUGCACUGGAAAUUGAGAAGCUCUCCAAUCUCGUUGUACUUCAGUAUGAUGACAAUAAAGGGCAUUCUGAUCACAGUGUUUACCAAACAUAAGCAAACUCUGAAUUUCUAUGUACUGGAGCACCCUUUUCAAACUCAGUGAAUGCUCACAAAAACUUCUCAGACUCUACAACAGUUCUGAGGCACAUACCUUUCAGAUUAUUGAAGUAAGCACAUUAUUGAAGUAUGAAUUCUCAGAUACAAAAUGUAUUUUCACUCCACAGGGUUUCCUCUCUGACUCAGCAGGGAGCCGAUUUUACACACACAGCACUAUUCUCUGUUAAACUUAUCUCAAACUUACUCACAGUGUUACAUAAAUACUCCUCUGAGACACUAGACUUGUUAGGAGACUACUACAAACAGGUUUUAUAGCAAAAAUAAAAUUAAAUAAAAUUCACCAUACUUUAAAAGUGGAGGAAAUGAAGUACAGCACUGAUAGGAAUUUUCUUUACUCAGGGACAGCUAAACUGAGGAAAUUACAGCGAUUUUUCCAGAGCAAUAGAUAGCAGCAAUGGGAGAUUAAGUCCACAUCUGUAGAUUACAGAUCAACUGUAUUAUAGGUUAAAUUAAGCAAACUGCUCUGAUCGAAUUUCUUGUAUUGCUAUCAACAAUAAAGAAAUUAUUGGUCAAUUUAAGAUGAAAUGUUUUGUUGAAAAUUCACUGGUAUAAGCAGAUAAGGGUUGUAACUUUAACAAGUUAAGUUCAGUAUCUUUUUUACUCCACCACAGAUUUACAAACCAUGAAUUUACUUUCCUUUUACUGGAUCUUUGUGUGCAGGAAAUUUUAAUUUGUCACGCACUCUAAACCUUUUAUCAUGUUCAUUAUCUCUGUGUUAAAAGUCAUUGGCCUUCCUCAGUUGAGAGUAAUUUUCCACCUCAGCAGCCAAAGGAAAAUGCUCAGUCACUGAGUCAGAGUGCAGCUGGGAAUAAACCCUUAUCUUUGAAAAUGCUCCUGCAUAUCAGUAAAAAACACACUUUUUUGAUAAAAGUUUAGUCUUAAAAUAUAUGUACAGGAAUACGUCAUGAGUUUUGUUAUUUUUGACCUUUUUUAACACCAAACUUGAGGGUACACUCCUCACGUAGCUCUGAAUGGUUUACAGGAAAAUCCACUGCAGAGCAUUGAUUUUUUUAAAGGGUGAUGAGGAUAAGAUCACAGAGCAAAGACACAGAAGAGCAACAGUCUUCAUUCUGCAAAUUUAAGGUCACAAAGAAUACUUUACCACUGCAAGGAUAAUCCACAAAACUCUACUUUAGACUGCUACUUUAAUAAUUGUGACAAAAAUAAGAAAUACUCAUAUCAUAAUUCAAUAAUUCUUUUGCAUUUAGGGGGCUAGUUGCCAGAAAAGAGCGUCAUAGCCAGAAGGUUUAACAACUUUGUAUGAUCCUUAUGCACUAUUCUGUAUUCUAUUGUAUUCAACUAUUCUAUUCAAUUCUAUUUUAUUCUAUUCUAUUCGACUAUAUUAGAUUCUAUUCUACUCUACUUUACUCUACUCUAUUCUAGCUUUUAAAAAGUGAACAUCUUAUUAUAUAUUUUUACCUUCACAUAGAUCAACAGACCAGACUUUCAUAAAUUGCCUUUUCAUUUGGAUGUCAUUUGUCCAGUAGGAUUACCAAUUGAACAUUACUGAAUAUAAGCCAAAAUAAUAAAAACAAGACUUUCAUGUGAAUGUAUAUAUAUUUUCACUUCAAUACUAUAAAGCAGGGGACAUGAAAUAUAUCCAACAGCUUGAUAAAACCUGCUGAUGACUAAACUGUGUGUUAUCAACCAAAAGCUUUCUCAGCUACUGUGCUAUUCCAGAAAUAAUACAGCCUACUUACAGUUUGGCUGCAUGGGUGGACAAUCUAGGUCAUGCCAUGCAUCCACAUAGCUAAUAGCCUGUGGAUUAUUCUUCCUUUUAUGUAAUACAACAAAGAUAUACUGGAACAAUUCUGGACCUACUUUUACAGUAAGGGGCUAAUCUCUACCUGCUUGGAAUAAUGCACCAACGCAAAGUAGUAAUGCGGGGGGAAAGGCCCACGCUCAGUGUUGUAGAGGCAGCACUUCUGCAGCAACAGUAUAUUUGUCAUCAAGCAGAGGCUUUUUGGCAUUGUUUUUAUGGUGUGAAGCAUGAGACAGAGCUUAAAAGCUUUCAAAUUACUUUUUCAAUAACACAGGUUUUACAGGCUUUUUUCCUUUCUCUCUGACACUUUUUUGGCCAAAGCUGACGUUUGUGGAUGCCAAUUAUCCAGCCCCUCUGCAACCUCACAAGAUGAUAAGUCGAAAUGGAGUGUGAAUUCUAUUGAACAUCUCAGCAGUCAGUCGAUGCUCUGCCUCUCUAAAUGUUUACUGCUUCCCUCCUGAUGCCCUCAUGUGCCUUUGUGGUUGCGGCAAAAGCACUGACCUCUGGUUAUUCAGGUUAAGACUGUGCACUGAGCUGUGCAGGGGCUGCAUCGUCAUGCGCUUCCUUGAUUAAAAAUCGCUGAGUUAAUGAAGCACCUCUAACUAGACAUAAUUACAAACUGACAAAAUUGAGGAUGAUACAUUUCGAUCACAGUCCAUGAGCUGAAUUAAUGCUUUUUUGCCUGCUUGUAAAAGAUGAAAUAUGGAUAGCUUUCCAAUUUAACGCAACAGCACAGGGUGUAAAGUAAGUGUGACUCAAUGUGUUAAAUAUGCAACAUCACUUCUUUAUCUUGACAUCUCAGGUUGCCAAAGCUUUUAGGCACACAGUUGAAUGAUGGGGCAUACUGACUGUAACACAAAACAAUUAAAUAGACAAAAACACUGACUUUAUAAGCUCAUGGAAUCAAUGUAAAAUUAACCCUCUUGUAUUCAUAGUUAUAAUGAAAAUAUGUAUAUAUAUUUUGUCUGGGAUGAUGGGUAAUUAUGCAAAACAGCAACUGAAAGGAUGAGGUAAGACUUGAAGUAAAGUGGGGGGGGUCUUAUACACCCCUGAGGAGAUUCUAAUUUCACGAUCAUCCAUUCACAACAUCUAUCACCCCACUUCGAAUCCAUCAACAAAUACACACUAUUGUUUUUUUAAAAAGAUUCUGUUGAAUUUUUUAUGUUUUUUUAAUAGAGCGUAAAAUUGUCCUUCGGAUUUGAGGUCUUGCAGUCACUAUGGCAACAGUGUUCUUACCAGCCUGGUGGUAAAAUAACACAAAAUUUAACAUUUUCAGUCACAUCAAAGUCUUGGCAUGAGCCCAUUUGCCAUUAUGAAUCCUCUUGAGCUUAAAAUGUUUAUUCACAAUUAAGUAAAAAAAUAAAAAACUGUUUUUGUUUUCAUCAGUGCAGCACCCUUAAAUCCUGAAACACCGCUAAAGCCCAUACUGCAGUUUGUGGUUGCUUCUUGUCUGUGUGGUUGAUGUCUCUUUCACCUAGCUUCUUGUGUGUUUUAAAACACCGCCUUAGAUUCUGAGAGCUUCUUUGAAAAUCACAAGUCUUCAUAUAGUCCAUCGUUGAUUUAGGGCAGCAGAAUGUUAAAUUGACUAUAAAAGAUCAUUUUGAGGCAUGAAAUCACAAAGGAAAUAGAAACAGCUGAUCUUGUUGGUUUAUGCCAUAUGGCACCACAUCUUUACUUCCUCAGUGUGGACGUGAUUCUGUUCCAGUUUGAACCUUUUUCUGCUCAAUUAACUCAUUAUCGUGUCUCAGGAGAAUCAUCUCUGCUCUGCUGAUUGUGCAGAGGACCUGUAUGCUAUCGUAUGCAUGGAGGAAGACAUGAAAAUAAGUGCACACAAGCAUGUUCCGUUUCACACACGCAACCAUGUCAGGUAUGAAAAAAUGUAAGUCCCUAAUUUGCAACCCACAGUUUGCUUGCAUUCUCAACUCUGAUGUUAACCUUUAAAAUUAUCAUCUCACAGAUACAGCAGUAUAAAUACAGCAUGUUUAUUUAAUUUGAGACAUUUAGUGAAUGCAUGAGUGCACAGGAAACAAGGGUAGUAAUAUGCCUUGGGCCUGAGUCUGACUAAUGCCGUUCCUAAAGGUGCCCAGAUAAUACAUUUUAUUGUCCUCAAGACAUUAAUGCUUCUGUUUCCACAUACUGUAGUUCUGCUUGUAAAAAAUGCCUCUGAGAGUCACUGAAACUAAAAAGGUUUAAGUAUUUUUAACAAGAAUAUAGCUAACUUUUUUUUUUAAUAAAACGGUAGUCUAGAAUAAAUAAAUAUAGUGUUGAACUGGGUUUCAAGGGGCUAUAAAAGCCCACAAUCUUCUUUAAAGUAUCAACAGCUAAAAAUACUUAGAGCUUAUUUGUUCCUACAGUAAAGAGAUAAGUCUGGACAAUCUUCUCAAACUUUCAGAGAAGUUUUAAGAAAAGAUAUGUGAUCACAAAUUGAGCUUUAGUAGGCUAAGUGAGACAUCAAUUUAACCAGUCUCUGCCAUAGACUGUAUAGACUGUGGACAACUUGGUUCCGCCUCCCGCCAGUAUACGGAUUUGAAGCCAAAAAGCUCUCUGUAUUUCCGUGAUUUUUCUUCAUUUCCUGAAAACCAGCAUUGUGCAGUAGCGUUAUAGGCAUUCCACCACUCUUUGGCGGGAGACUCACAGAGAGUUGCUGUGAUGACGCUUGGCUCAAACAGCGUAUCCCCCUGAGUGAGCUACACAAUCCUUGAACACCAAUAGGCUGUAUCAGGUGUCAAUCAUAGAAAACAUGAACCCCCUAAUAACUUUAACUUUAAAUUCAGAUAUUUCACAAAAUGUAUCCAUGAUGUCACUGGUGAUCGAGGAAAUGAAAAGCUAAUGUUAGCUAACAUUAGCCUGCUAAAUGUGAAUGAUACUGCAGGACAGACUGUGUUGUCCUUUCAUUUGACUGCUCUGCACUUGUGCAACUAUUUCAUGUAGCUUUACAUUAUAGCUAAGUAGAUCAACUUUAUUUAGCAUGUAGCAGAGUAAGCUAAAGUCUACUGGUCUUUCCAUAGAUACACCAGCGACUGAUCAGCGAAAGUUUAAAUUUCUCUCUACACUUGAGAAAACAGUGUUGAGCACAUUGCUGUACAAUUCACUUUUGAUGUAGUUUUCUGUAAACACAAGGACAUUUUAACUAAACGUCCCUUUAGCAUUAGCCGAUGGACUUACUGCAUUGGUAGCCUACGUAGCCUCUGUUCAAGAAAUCUGAGGCAAAUCGACAAAGUUAAGGCAAAAAUUAAAGGGUUUUGACAUGUUCGCCUGAACUGUUUUUCUUACAUUAGUGUAUUAACAAUUUUAUUUCUUUUGAACAGAAGCUCUGUUGUAAAAAUGCAGAAAGUAGAUGUGAAAUCAUGCUCAGCAUCCAAUUCUGCACCUGUCCCUCUCUAUCAAAACUCACUUGUGCCCUUUAAGUGCAUAACCUUGCAGCAAGUCAUGUCAUCUCACACUGCAAAUGCAAACUCAGAUCUAUCGCACAUAAUACAUUUCAUUUGUAAAGCGCUUUUCAAGAACACAAAGACGCUGAAUGUAGAUUUUACAUUCGGCACAUGUAGAUUUUAGCUCAAACUAUGUCUCUGCUGUGACCAGCACUGCCCAGCAUUACUCUGCAUUUGCUAACCAUCCUCCCAAAAUACUCUUCCUCCUCCGCUCCUCCUUGUCUUUCUCUUCCUCUGCUACUGUAAUAGCAGUAGAUUAGAGCUGACAGAGUGUGUGUGUCUUUGCUUUUAAUUUUUUACAUCACCUCACUACACACUUUUAUGUAACUGUCUUCUAGAUUUAUUUUUAUCCUGUGCCCUCUCUGUGUUCCUCAUUUCCACGUAAUUUUUCCACAGCAUCUUAUUUUUUUGCCAAAAGAUAUUUACACAUAGAAUCCGCUUUACAUGGAAAAGUCAAGGUUGCAGGGAACAUGACGACUAGAUGAGUUGAGGUGUUGCAGUAGUAGGCUUUAAUGAGUGCCAUACCGCCCACAUGCUCUUGUAUUGUUAUACUUGGUUUACUCUUGCUCAUGCUACAUUUAGUCAGGGGCAAAAUGAGCCUGCAGUGAGAACCCAAGUUUGAAGUAGCAGGGAAUAUUGUACUCUGCUGCCACCUGUUGGUGUGAGAGCAACAUAGCAGAAGCGUGUAAAGCUCUCUAUGAAGAAACAAAGGCAUGUCAAGAAAAAUUCAUGGUCACUGUGGUCAAAGCAGACAAUUAAACAUAAUUAUGCAGCACUUAUCAUACAUUAAAAUAUAGCAGAUAUAGGGAAAGAUAAUAUUUGCACAUUCUACUUACCUAAAUCAGUCAUAUUUAAAUAUUUCAGUGUGCAUAUAAUGCUUAAACACUGGUGCCUUUGCUGUGUUACUUAACUUCAAAUAAAUAGCUCUUACAAUACAAAAAAGAAAGAAAACAAUAUAUUGAAGCUUUUUAAUUUUUACAGCUGUUGUCAACAUAUUUUGUGAAAGCCUAUAUUACCAAAAACUUACUUUUGUACUGAUGUGAUUGUUAGUUUAUAUUGGUUUCAUGUACAAUGGUUGGAACUGUGUUCAAUUUCUUUACUAUCUUGUUGUUGUUUUUUUAUAGUAAACAGUUAAUACAAGGCUCUGACUUGUAAUUUUUAAGAUUUUUAUACAACUAAAAUUGUGAUCAAACUGCUGUUUCAUCUUUCUGGUUCUUACCUUACCAAUAAAUGCAAGAUUAGGAAACCUCUUACAUUUUUUAUUACUCUCAAUGAAAAAAAUAGACCAAUCAAUAUUAACCACAUGAAUACACAAUACAUUUGCAAAAUCUGAAAUAAAUAUCAACUUUUCAGAGGACAAACUGAAACAAACAGUAUCUAUAAUUCAUUUUGUAAACAGUAAAAGAAAUAUUUAACUAUCAUGCAACCCCUUUUUACUUCAUCAGAGUCAUUCACAGCACAACUUGUCCUAAUGUGGAUUACGUAGGUAAAAGAGGAAUGUCCAGUUCAAGAGGAGAGUAACAGAGAUGCAAUAAUUUAGUGAUGGCAGAUCUCUUACCUAACAGGGAAAAAAAAAAAAGAACUUGCUCUGAAAUUGCUGACUCAUCCCAUCUUGAGACUGCACUUUCGCCCAGAUCUGAACAGGAUUUUCUCAUCAUGGUUUUUCCCACCUCUUUAACAUUUCAUCUGAUGAUGCUCUGGAGAAGAAAUAAUUCAUUACAUUAAUAAAUGGUGCAAACAGGAAAAAAUUCAGUUUUAUAUUUAUUUUUUUUAGAUAUAUGAUGGACAACUGAACAGGCUUCAAAAGAUAUUGUUAUCAUUAUUUAGAAAAUAGCCUAAGAUUAAUUAAGUGAGAACAAGUGAAGGUGCAAGAUUCAGAAUUGAAAGUCGACUGUAAGUAAAAAGAUGCUGAAGUCAUGCCUACUGAAGGGAUAGGGUUCACAUUAUAACAAAACAAACAACUGUCUUGUUACAAUAUUAUGAGUGGCUGUAUUGUUUAAGAUUCAAGUUUAAAAUAUCUGACGAUGAUAUAAACAACUUCUAAUCAAAAUAAGAAACUACCCAUGUUGUGAGUUACUCAAACAUGUCUGGAUAGUUUAAGUUUAAGUUCAGGGUGCUUUAUUGGCAUUGAUGCUAACAACCAUUGUUGCCAGAUAGUAUUAACAGGCCUCUAUUUAUACAUCUAUUGAUUGUAGUAGUUCUGUAUCAGCCCAAACAGUGAGUAUAAAUUCAAUAAAUAUUGACUAAUCUCAACCAAAUGUCUGAGCUCAGCUUGUCAUUGGUCUAAUGUGUAUUGAUCUCCACACAGCCCUGUGUGUGUGCACUACAGUUAACAUUGUCUGCGCUCUGAUUUGUGGAGUUGAUGAAGUGGUUAAAAGAUAAUGAAGAGAUGAUAGAGUCCCGGGCGCUCGUCAUUUCGUUGAGCUGAUAUGAUGCAGAAAGACAGCUCCAGAUGGCAAACAUCUGUCAGGGGGAUUACAUGCAGUUACUUAUAGUUAUCUGAACUUUACCCUCCAUCUGUAAGUGUGUGUGUCAGGGUGUAAGGGGAUUACAUCUCUUUAUGAUGGGAGAAAAGAAGAGGGAAAAAUCAUGGAAACAGUCGCAGUAUCACUUUGAACUUGUGGUUCUUUUCUCUCAUGAAAUCACUUUGUUGUGAUGUAUUUUAGGGAAAUUUUUUAAAAGACGUGAAACAGAGAAGAGCUCUAUUUGAUCUGUUUGGUAAUAUUUGAUUUUUGAAAGUGAAAGUUACACAUGACUCAAAAUGGUUAUUGUAGACCUUUAUUUCUCCCUAAUUUGCCAGUUAAUACCACCUUGACCUGCUCCCUAACUGCUAUACUUCAGUACCAGAGAGGUGUGUGUUUUGAGACUACACAUAUCAGCAGGGAUAAAGGUUACCAUGGCUUCCAUAUGAGCUAAACAUGCAUUGUUGCUUCAUAGACUAAUGCAUAUUUGUAAUAAAUACCUCUCUGAUGCUCAUGUGCAGUCACUGAGAUGAAAAGGCAGGUGUAAUUAUCUCGCAAAUAUACAGAAAAAGGCCAAAGCUCUAUCCUAUUUGCAAUGACUCUCUUCGUAAAUUAUAGUCAUACUAUUUUAAAGAUCUUCUAGCUGUCAAUCUUGGAAAGAAAAGACGACGGGGGCAGAUCUAGGACAAGGUUUGGGGUGGCCAAUGCCCCUCAUGAAGUGUGUGGCCACCCCAUAUUCAUAAACUGUGUUUGGACAGAGAUAGUGCACCAGGUUGGCAACCCCAUUCAAAAAAAAAUUAGACACCAAAAAGCAUCCAUUUAUAGGGUUUUUGGGACAGCCCAGAGCUGCACUAGAUACACUUGGCAAACUGUAAGCAUAAAUAAUUUGGAAGAUAUUCUGGAGAAGAUUGUUAGACAGGAACUAUUUUAAUUUUGGCAGCACCAGCAGGUGAAUCAGUGUAUAUUGGAAAUGUAAGCCUUUUUCAUACUGUCUCACCUUCUCCCAUGAAUAUUUUAGAGGCAUGAUGGUUGGCUGAAGUUGUCCCAUCACUGUGUCUGUAUUAGAGUUACAGAGGUGUUGCAAAGGCAAGAGCAGGCAGGAUGCAACAGGACCGUGUGUGAUUAUGUCUGACAGUAUGAAAAGCUUGUGCUAGGUCUUCACUUCUCUCACUUCAGCAUCACUGUAACAUGAUGUGAAAUGACACACAGGGACACCAAUAUCAAGUGGUUGCAGGAUCAGUAUGACAGCAGGAAGGCAUGGUGACGGCCGGGCUGCAUCACAGCUCUGGUGCAAAACGAAGAGGGUUUCAGACUCUGUGGUUCUGGAUGUCGGAGCACUUUGACAGCGGGAGGCCCCCAGAGCAGAAAACCCAUCAGUAAUUUCCCAAACCAAGGAUGUAUUAGUUUAAUUCAUGUUUAAUAUCUUACUCUGGCUCCAAAUGGAAUUUCUUUGUUUUUUAGUCCAAUAUUUUAUUGUGCGAAGUAUGAAGAAAUUACCAGGUGAUAUGAAGAUGGCUGAGAAUGUCACAUACAUCUGAAGUGAUGAUGAAGCUGAUGAUGCUUUAAGGACUGAGCGGUGAUGAGAUGAAGGGUUGUGUGUAAUUAUGGUAUGAAUGAACUGGCAGAAGAGGAAGGUCAUAUCCGCAACAAACACGGCAACAAUGUAAGAGGCGGUUUAUAAAGGUCUGUUGCAGUGCCUUUGAAUAACAGGUGAUUAGAACAGGAGACAUGAGUGGGUAUGAGUUGGGAAGUGAAUGGUGUCAGCGUACAGAACAUAGUCUCUCUGACAGAUUAAAUGUAUCUAAAGGCACAAAUAAUGUCACCUAGAUUAAGAUCUGAACCUGAAUUUCCUCCUGAACUUACCCUAACCCUAACCCUAACCACACAAAAACAGUUUCAUUUCUAAUCAAGUCUUAAAACAGCCCUGUUUGUAUGAGAAAAUCUUUUUAAUGAUCUGGGUGUCCUUGGUCAUCAUUAGCUGAACCGCUCAGCAGUACAUAAGGGCCUAUCAUAAAUAAAUAUAGCUUGAUCUUUUCCAGCUGCAGCAGUAAUUAACGUACACAUGACAGCAUUCAUCAUUAUAUCCAUUAGCUACGAGAACUCAUCUAGAGAGGAGCCCUUCACAUGCAUCACAGAACAAACAAGUUUUAGUCCAGUAUAAUAAUGUCCUCCGAUUUGACAUGCCUCUUCCUCGACUUUUGCUUUUACAACAUGAUGUGGUGCUCAUAUUGAGUUUUUGAGGAAGUUUUGAAUGCAUGGCUUUAAAUGGAAACUGCAAAAUGGACUGUAUUUAUGUGGACCUCAUGUAACAUUCACCCACUGCACCACUUAACACAGUAGAGGCUGCCAUGUAAAGCAUCUAUAUGAUUAACCAAGCCAAUUAACACACCGCUAGUAUGCCCAUCAGGGGCAAUUUGGGGCCACAUACUGCCAUGUGUAACCCAUAAGAGUUGGUCUAAACUAUUGUACUGUACUAGUGCUAAAAAUGUACCUUCCUCUACUACCGAGUGAAGAAGAGAGUGUAACUUCCAAGAAAGGAGAAGGCUGAGAAGGCAUAGAAAGCAUGGCAGCGCAUGAAUUUUUUAAAUCCAAGAGCAGUUUUCUGAAUUCCUCCUAUACGCAGAAACAGAGAGAGGGAGUAGAAUAUUUAAAAAGGCGUCCGUGUUUUCUGCACUUCACUCUCUUUACAAAACAAAAAACAAAGAUCCAGAGCCCGUCCGAAACAUACUCUCCCAUCAUUUCUUUUUAUCGUGACUGAUUCUGUUUAAGUAGAAAAAGCUAUCAUAAUCUAAUAAACACUAACUUCUACUUCCAACAAGGCUGUUUGGUUUUUAAUGCUCAGCUCUUGCGGGGAAAUAAACAUUACUCACUCCUGCUGCUUUGCCUCUCCUAAUGCACACAGUCAUUUUCCCAAAUUGAGGCUGCUCAGCGAGAAUACAUGGACGCCAUCAAACACUCUAAUGUUCCCCUUUCUAUUGCAGAAAAAGAAAUUACUCAUUCUUUGUUGCCCUCUGCAGUAAAAUAAAAGAAAGAAGGGAGAAGGUGUAGUCACGUUGCCGUGGUGAACAAACCAGCAAAACCCUCACACAAAUGGACAGCAAUUACAGCUAACUACACGCUCAUCGUGGUACACAACAUGCGUCACCGAGCAGAGCACUAAAUGAAGUGGUGUUGAACUCAUCAUCAUUAACAAUCCAGUUGAGUGUUUGUGUUUGUGUGGGAGGUUUUUGACUUAGCCUCUUUCCUACUGACUUAGCCUACUUUCAGGGACAGCUUGUUCCAACAUUGUGUCCCAGAAUUAGGAAAAAAAAAAAAAAAAACAGAUUUCCGGGUCAGUGUUGAGGAUUAGUGUUAGUGUGUUAGUCUCCAGGACAUGGACGCUCAUGCACAGCAGUAAGGGAGCAAUAAAUAAACAAGUGUCAGCUUUAAGUGCAUGUUCUUCACUUGCUGCUAUUCAUUUGUCGGCAGUAUUAUCCCUCUGUAAAUUGGUUGCCACAAUAACAUGAGUUGUAUGAAGAGCCUGAAGAGGGGGAAAAGGCUGAUGAAUGAGUGAAUGAAACAAGAGGCACAGAGCGGAGGGGAGUGGCGCAGAAAAGCAGUCAGAAGCGGCUUGUGUGUGUGUGUAGAGAGAGAGAGAGAGAGAAGGAUCACAAAUCCAAGAGAACCAGCUAAAAGAAGAGAGUCGUCCUUCAGUGACUGAUCUGAAAGCAACAGGGGGGAGAAGCCCCUUUAAAAAUCCAGAGCCGUGCAGGCAGCGAAAGACUCACCAGCAGGCUGACAGACAAGAGCGUGGACUAAAUAGAGGACUGUUGUUACUCUCUGGGUUUGUUUGACCGGGCUGGUUUCCACAGUGACAACAUGGGUGCAGUGGUGGGCACUCUGACCAUGCAAACCAAGCAGAGGAGACCGUCCAGAGGUACGUCAACAUCAGUCAGAAAAAAAUACAGAAAAGAAAAAAACAGCAGGAGAAAGCUAAGUGGAAGACAUAACAGACAAAGCGAGAACAUGCAGUUCACUAUUUGCCUCUACUGUAAUAAUAAUAUGAGUCUGUUCCUGUGCUGUUUUUCAUGAUAUGCAGGUUUGCACUCACGGCAAAAGAAAAAAAAUCAAAUUUUCAGCCACAUUUAUUUGCAUAAAUUUAAAAUCAUUGAGCACGGAACUCAGGAAGAGCAAAGUGUUUGUGCUCAUGUCAGUGCUGUUUUCUUUGUUUUGCACACUCUAACAUUGAGCAAAGAGGUCAGGUAAAAUGAAAAAAAAGGACCUGCAAGUGCAGAUAAAUGUUACUGACAUAUGUCAAAAUUGCAUUAAGUAUAUUAACGAACUAUGCAUUAUUUUUUACACACAAAAAAUGUUUAAAUAACCUUUUCUUUUAAAACAAAAAAGGGACAAAUAUACACCUCAGGAAGUGGCAGCAGAAUUUUGAGGGAUUAAGCGACAGGAGGUGUGAGCUGUGAGCCGUAGCACAUACUGCUCAUGAUGGAGAGAUUACAGCGUGCCAUGAAGUAGGAUGCCCUUGAAAACAAGCAGAGAGCUAAAAUCACAGCCCCUGACUCUGUGAUUAGAUGUCUGUGUGUUUGUGUGUGUGUGCCUGUUUAUAUGCGUGUGUGUUAGUGUGUGCUUGAAGGCGCCAGAGAGUGAGUGACAGCGAAAACAGGAGGAGGAUGAGGGUUCAGGCGUGAGCAUGUGUAUUAACAGGCAGCUCACAUAUCAUACCUCUCCCUCGCCUCAUGCUUGAGAUCCUCGUCGUCAUGGAGACUGGGUUAUGGGGCAUGAGAGGAGAGAGAGAGUGAACAGUCCUCAGCUGGGAUGGAUGAUGAAUUAAUGGCAGAUAAAAUCCAUGAAGCAGCGAAGCAAAGCAAUUACUCUUUAAGGUUGGACUUUACACCUUACAAGACGAGGGUGAGGGUUAGUGUUCAGCUUUUAAAAAGCUGAAAUGGAACCAUUCUGCUAUAUUUGGAUUACAGCCUUUGAUUGAAACAGAAUCAAAUUAUUUUUUCAGAUCCGUUAAAGUUUCCUUUUUGUUGCCAGUUAUGCUGGAGAAGUAAGAUAACAGGAGAUAGAUAACACUUUAUUGAUCCCAAAGAGGGUAUUUAAGUAUCACAGCAACCAGGGAAACCAGGAAAGGGAGGGAAAUUACAGCGGCAAGCAAUGAAAAUAAGUCUCAAGCUGAAAGAGAUUACAAGUUUUUCAGAUGAAAAAGAAGAGUUUACUACAGCGGCUAAAGAUCUGUAGUGACAUUAAAUGAAAGUAAAAAUAUAUUAAGUCAAAAACAGGAGUGGAUUUGACACUGCAAUAAUCUUCACUGUUGUCUGAAAUAAAACAUAAACAAUUUUUUCUUCUUUUUCAAGAGUUACAUAAAACAGACACAGGGAAAAGAUAAGUGCUGUACACACAAAACAACAGGCAGGAGCUAGUUAGCUUAGCUUAGUUUAGCAUUAAGUGUGACAGCAGGAGAAAACUGCUAGCCUGACUUUGACCCAUCAUGUGUGAUGAAACAGGUAGUUAUGAAGAUUGUAAUCCCAGCAGGAAGGUUUUCUUAUUUCAUUAACCAAUCACUGUACAUUUGCCUGCUGAUUAUCCAGCUAACAAUUAAAGCCACAAACUAGCUGACACAAAAUUUUGAUAAAAAAAAUUAUAUUAUUGGUUUCAAAAAAUUUUUUUUACACAGCUGAGGAGUACCCCUGCAGAUCUACGGUCAGUGGCAACAGAUUCUUUUAGCCUCUUUUGGAGCAAAUUAAGACUAAACUAACAUUUACAUUCAUCUGCAUUAAAGGUGGGGUAGGCGGGAUCUGAGGAAGUGCCAGUUUUUGGGAGAAAUCUUGAGUGUAAACACUACCCCUCCCAACCAGUUUUCCCCUCAGCUCCUCCUCUCCCUUCCCUCUCUGCUCCAGCAAGCCCCACCCACAAACAGACGCUCCUGCUCGCUCAUAUCGUUUCAAUAAAAUUCAGAUAUAAUGCAGAUAAAUACCUCAGAUAAUUACAAACGGGGCCCAGUCAGCAUGAAAGUAAAAAGCAUUGAUACUACUGUAGAUGCCAACAGACUACCAGCAAACACAAUGUUUGCAGGACUUCUACAACUUCUCAGGACCCGAGCUAAACAGUUUAGUGGUGCUACAAGACGCAGCAGGUCCCAUUAGACAUGAAACACCUCUGUUACGGACACUUUGCUUACUUUGUUAAAGCGGUUUACCUGUCCAGCAGAAAUGUUACAGGGUCCGUAAGAUCCCAAAUCGUCCCCCAUCAUUGUUGACCCGGCUUCUUAGCUCUUGUCCGGUCUACCUCCAUUUUAAGCGCCCGUUAUUCCACCUGAGUCUCUGGUAUUUACUUUUUGCUUGUGUUGACAGUCAUGGCUAAAGGAGGAUUCAGACAAUUUUCUGUACUUUCUGGUUGGUUUCUAAUGUCUGAUAUUGUAGCACGCAAACUUUUGUUGGGCUCGUGAAUGAAGUGUUGUUUAUACACCACAAAAAAAGAUGCCUCUUUAACGGAAUCCUGCCUACCCUACCUUUAACCAGGCUAGUCAUUAUAAUUCACAUAAAACACAACAAUUCCACUUAAGGUCACUACAGAUAAGGUGAAUGAAACUUCUGCAGGAGUAUCUAUGUUGACUUUUUUGCUCUUAUUCAGCUUUUUCUUCUGGCUUUGACACAAUUUGUAAAAUAGCCACAGUUUAUCUCCACUGCUAGGGAUGCACUUACCACCAUUGCUGCUAUUUCCUGUGCAGCAGGACACUAUCUUGCCUACCUUUUCCCUACUACACCCUUGGUUGCGGUUUAAUAGUUCCCCAGGCUGACCUCACAUCAGUCUGCUAAGUGUCACCAUAUCUCUGUCUCCUUUCCAUGGAUUGAUUUGAUCUGACAUGCUGUACCUUGUGUUGCUUUUGUUGUUAUGAGUUAAUGACUGUUGUGAUGGAGUUUUGACUAAUCAUUACAAACUGAACAGAGCUAAGCUAGAGUAAUGGAUGCUGGUUGCAGUGUUACAGACAUUACAGGAUAUUACAGGAUCGUAUAAAGCAGCUCACAGUGCUUUCUAACUUGUUGGGAUAAGCCUUUACGGUGCACAAAAACAAAAAGAAAAUCAGUUGUUGUUGGUAGAAGCUACACUUAGACCCACAGCAAUUAAGCACUCGGUCCCUCAAAUAGUUUGUGUGGCCUAAAGCUUUUUGCUGUAUUUGAUUUAGAUAGUGCGACAGAGCUGCAGAUUGUCCAUAAAACCAGCACCUGACACACUCCUUUAAUUAUCUCUGUGCCCUCAUCAUGUAACAUGUCCCUCCCAGUAUGUGCUGAUGAAUGUUUAUGUGCAGAGCAGCUGUUCCCCAGUUACAUCAUCAAGACUCCUGCUUCUCAUACAAGCAUCAACACUGAAAAUAAGGACGACAGUAUUUAUCUGACUGCAUGUCUUAUCAUGUUUAAGUCACACUAUUUUAUCACCAAAAUCAAUAUGUCCAGUAUAUCUGUGUUUGUCUUUCACUCUUUCCUUUUUUUUGUGUCCUCUAAACAUAUUGUACAGUCCUCACCUUUUUGUCUUCACACCUCGUCUUCCUCUCUAUCGCCAUGUCUCACCCUCUCCUAAUCAACACCUCUGCUUCCUUUUCUCGCCCUCAUUUCAUUUCAUCUGUUCCCAAUCACACCAUCGAACGACACCUUCUUUUUUUUUUUUCAAAUAUUAAAGUGAUAAUUUUUUGUAUAAACUGUGUCUGUCACAGUUUCCUUCUUCUGUUGGUUCAGAUAACCAACCACUGGUCACAUCCAUCCUGGUUGUCUAUCGUCAUGACAACGGGAAGCAAGGAGAUCACAGCAGGAGCUCGGGGGAAGAUUUGGAGAGGAUUGAAAGAUAGCAACACAUAACCUCAUGCAAUGAUGACUGACAAGAAAUAGUAUAAAAAGAAGUAUAAUAUUGCAGUAUAAUCAGAAAGGUUCUGAAAGUGGGGCCUAGCAGGGAUAAAUCUGAGGAGUAAAAUAAUAAUCUGUCUUUGGAUAUGCUAAUUUCACAAUUAAUCCCCAAAUCUCUCAGGCACAUUAUCUCUCUGGAUUACUCCAACUGAUUCAAACGCAUAAAGACAAUCCUUUUGAAAACCCCUUUAUAAGUUUGUUUACAUAAUUUCUGAUUUAGCAUGAAAUCAAAAAGGGGGUCUCAUGAAUACUUUAUAUAACCUACAUAUUUGUAAGCUUUUAGAAAAGGUUUGAUCUCAGUAAACACAUGCAAAUGCAUAAUAGUAAGGACCUUGUUUCAAGGACUAAAACUGCAAUAUAAUUAAUAAUAAACAAAUGGGCAUGAUUCUACGAUAAAAACUAAAAGCAAUCAUGCAAAUGUGGCUAAUCUGAGCUCCAGAACUUUUUAUUGCGUACACUUAAUGCUUAAAAGUUGAUAACCAAUUAGAUAUUUGAUCUAGACUUCUAAUUAGGAUCGUCUCUGGCAGAUGAUUUAUGACACCAGAUACAGUUUCAGUGUCGAGGAUUAAUCCUGACCCUGCUGCAGGAAGGACUGAACAGAAUGAGUCAUCACUGCCGUCCAAAAAGCCCCGAAGUAUUAUAUUCAUUUAAUCUUCUUUUCUAAAAGACUGACUGUGCCAACUGUUCUGCUACAGCCACACGAUCCUUUUUAAGCCUGUGCAUGAGUGCUAUAAUGUUUAAGUAUUUAAUGUGUUGCUUGUGGGUUUUAAGAGGAUCUAAUGGAAGUAAAAAUCAAGGAUGUGUCAUAUCACUCUAUAAAAUCGUGGUAAAUUGCAUCUGAGGGACCAGUUUGGAGAUAAAAUCCUGCAAGUCACAGCCUGUGUAAAAGUGCCACCCUCACACAAAUCCAAGCCUGUGGAUGUGUGCGUCCGUCUUUACAUUAAAUUGGUACAAUAUUUGCUCCCUCAUAAAGUGAAGGUGAUAAAAGUAUCCAGAGAGUACCUUAUGUGUUUAUUUUCUCCACAUUUUUUUUCCUGUGUGUUUUGUGUCCUCUCUCAGUGUCAGGAUAUCAGUGUUGCCCUGUUGCUGGACACACUCAUACUCACCUAAAGCAGCAGGACCAUACAUUCUCACAUCAUUAAGCACCAUCCAUCUCCACAGCACCCGAUACUGAGCCCCAUGAAGCCAUUAAUAAAUUCCCUCAUCUCCUGAGGGUAGCUCUAUUUGUCAAGUACAUGUAGCCCCCCUGCAAAUCAAUUUUUUUAUCUCCCGUUUUUACCUUGAUGUGAUUCUCUCUCUGCUUUGUUAUUCUGCUGCUUCACCUGCCUUGUAAGCAUUUUUUUUUUUUUUUGCCGUCUAAUCAAAUGUUUGAAAUUGUUUUUGCAGGUUUUACAGUCAGAGACUUUGCUGAGUCGUCUUAUUCUGUGCAUCACUGCUUUCUAAAGACGACAAAGAUGAUAUGAUUACUAGGGAUCAUGGGUCUGUGUGCUAAGUAUCUGUCUUUGGGUGUCUCUCUUUCACUCAUCCUUGUAGAUAAAAUCGAUGACGAGCUGGAGAUGACGACGGUGUGUCACAGACCAGAGGGUCUUGAGCAGUUAGAAGCCCAAACUAACUUCACCAAACAGGAGCUGCAGAUCCUCUACCGUGGCUUCAAGAAUGUAAUCACAUUUAUUCUUGUUUUAUUACCUAAAUACUUCAGUGUAACCAGAGAAUGUAUUCCAGACACUAGGAACAUCAGAAAAUAUAGAACGGCUGAAUACUAACAUACAGCAACAGAAGUAUUCUGCUAUUGUCAUGCAGAUACAGGCUAAUGCUAACCUUGUUCACAGUCAUAGUCUUGUGCUUUAGCAUGUUGACAUCGUUAUAGUGAAAUUAAAAUCUCAUUUAUGUUAUGGAUAUAUUUUUGCAUACUAGCAUGUGUUAAUUGGUAAAAAAAAAAAAAAAAAAAGUACAAAAGCAACCUAGAUUAAUGUUAAUGCCUUUUUUGUCAUUGUUUGGUCCCAAAUAGUUGUCUUUGAUUGUUAAAGUUUUAACUGGCUGGUGUCACCUGAUAGAUGGUAGUAUUUUAGAGAAUCAAAAAGCAUUAAAUCGUGCUUUUUUUUAGCUUAAUUGUUGUGAAAAAUGUCUUUAAAUAUACAAAAAAAAAACAGGAGGUAAACCUCUGUUAGCGUGCUAGCAAACAUGCUAGCCUACAUCCAUUUGUGGCAGAAGAGUGGUCUGGAUAAAUAUCAAAGGUUCAAAAUCAUAAAACUGUCUCUUUUUUCCCCCUAAAGUAAUAUUUUGGGGCAUUUUCUGCCUUUAUAUGAGAAGAUGACAGUCUUACUACUGUUCUCUGUGCCAAGGACUUUAGCUUGUGUGUCUGGGGCCUGCACUAAUACCACUUAGCCAACCAGUACUCAUUCAAGUUCUAUUAAAUUCGUCCAUUAACACCAUGAAGCUCAUGGACUCUGAUUUAUCCUUUUCCUCCACAGGAAUGUCCAAGUGGUGUGGUCAAUGAGGAGACAUUUAAACACAUCUACGCACAGUUCUUCCCUCAUGGAGGUAAGCUAUAAUAUUUCUGCAUUUCUCUGACAUCUGCUCUGUGAAGCUUUUAAAGAACGGGAAAUCUUAUACAAUCAUGUUUUGAUUUUUACAGACGCAAGCAUGUAUGCACAUUAUCUCUUCAAUGCAUUUGACACCACAAACAAUGGCUCCAUCAAGUUUAAGGUAGAAACCUCUUCUGUGGUUACUUUUUUGCUUCACUUUGUGCAGUGUGUUUUUAAAUUGAGACUCAAUUUGUUUUUGUGUCUUUGUUUUUUUGUCAGGACUUUGUAGUGGGUUUGUCUACACUGCUACGAGGAACACUGAGAGAAAAACUGGAGUGGACGUUUCACCUCUAUGAUAUUAACAGAGAUGGCUACAUAAACAGAGAGGUGAGACUCUUCUGCUGUCACAGAGUUUGCAGUGUUACAUGUAUCAUCUACUUUUGGUGUGUUAAACCUCAAUGGGAUUCUUCUCCUCUUUCAGGAAAUGACUGAGAUUGUGAGGGCCAUUUAUGACAUGAUGGGGAAAUACACUUACCCUGCACUCAAAGGGGAUGUCCCACAGCAGCAUGUGGAUGCCUUUUUUCGGGUAAAAUUCAAAUGAUUAAAAAAGUGACAGGCAGAAACUUGGCUCCUACUGUCUCUUCUUAUGUAAAUUUCCAAAUCAUUUGCUUUGGUAUUAUUUAAGUUUUUGGCAAAUGCAACACAUUAAAUGUAUUAAUAUAUUUCCUUUGUAAAUGUUUUUAUGUUUCGUUUUUUUUUUUUUUUUUGCAGAAAAUGGACAAAAACAAAGAUGGAGUCGUGACUUUAGAGGAGUUUGUUAUCGCCUGCCAGGAGGUAUGCUUUUCCUCAUAUUUGAAAUUCUAAGUCAGGUGGAGCAUGUGGCAUCUAUGUGCAAAGGUGGGCUGGGUGGAAAGCCAACAACGUACACUUCAAUUUUUAAGAGCCUUUACCUCCUGUAAACAUCAGUUUUAAUGCAGAACCAGUGUUCUGUUACAGAUUAUGGGUUGAAAGGAACAGGCAGAUCCACCACACAGAAAUAAGUCCCUGCAUUACCAGAUUAAAAGACAUGUAAUAAAAAAUAAGUGCUUAAAAACACACCAGAGUAGAGGAAAUAAAGCCUCUGGCACUCAAAAUUUCCCAGAGGAGAAAUUUAGAGCAAUUUAAGAUUGACCAGUUAAUUUAAUGAGCAUGUCUUUGGCUUGUGAGAAGAAGCUGGACUACCCAGGGGAAACCUAUACAUGCAUGGGAGAACAUGUAAACUCUACAAGACCCCAACCAGGAUACAGACCAGUAAUCAUCUUGCUGUGAGGCAACAGUUCUAACCUCCCACCACCAUUCUUUCCAUGACAUAUAUAAGAGCGAAAAGGUCUCUUGUCUAAUGAGGUGGGCUAAAACAAGCCUUGGUGUCAGGGUAUGCAGGAAAUAUUAUACUGAUUUCACUUGUAGUUACUUUGAAACUAUUCAGUGGUUUUUCAACAUGUUUCUAGGGUGUUGACUGUCUGGACCUCAGGAUGUAAUUUUAUUGUCUAAAAAUAGGACGGGGAUAAACAAGCACGGACCGACUUGUCAAAAUUAAUUUAAUUUAUUUCAAAAAUAAAUGAAAUUUUUUUUCAAAGCACAAUAAAAGAUGAAAGUGCAUCAUCAGAAUAGAAUCACCCUUCGAAUUUAAAUUUAUAAAUAGCACUACUCAUACAAAUGUAAAAAUAUAUGCAGUUUAAUAGUAGGUUACGCUAGUUAUGUUAUGUUGCAUUGAAUUACGUUACGUUAUGUGACAGUGUUUUCUGUGUUAUGUCACUUAUGUUAAGUUACAUUAUAUGACAGCAUGCUGGUUAUGUUACAUUGCGUUAAGUUGAUUAUGUCUUGUUACAUUACAUUGCUAUGCAUAACAUUGCUUGGCAUUAUGAUGCUUUGAUUUAUGUUGCUUUGCGUUACAUUACAUUAUGUUACAUCACGUCACAUUACAUUACAUCACAUUACGUUUUGUUACGUUACAUCACGUUACAUUAUGUCAUGUUACAUUAUGUCAUGUUACAUUAUGUCACGUUACAUUAGGUUACAUUAUGUCACGUUACAUUAGGUUACGUUACGUUACGUUACGUUACGUUACGUUACAUAGCAACAUAUCCAAAGUCUUACACUUUAAUAUCCUAUUAGGAAAUUUGUGUGAGACACAUUAAAUAAUUGUUUAAAUAUUUAUAAGUAUUCAAAUAAUAACACUCCUCCAGAGGUAUGAAAUGCUUAAAACUGAUGUCUUGUUCAAUGUACAAAGUAAACUGAUGUUAUACAUGCAAAACAGUGCUUCCCUCCAGCUGUGCAGUAGGACAAACUGUACUGAUAUUCCAUUAUACAAUUAUUACUGUACACUGCCGGUUAGUUGCAUCAUUCUGCUCUGAUUAUUUAUCUUCUCUCUCUGCAGGAUGAAACCAUGAUGAGAUCCAUGCAGCUGUUUGAAAAUGUGAUGUAGGACAGAUAAUGAUGGUGAAGAUAAAGACAGGGCAAAUGAGAGGGCUUUGUUUAGAUGUAUGAGUGUGCGUGGAUGCGAAUGUGCAAUACCUCCAGAUUUCCUCCUCUGCUCCUUCUGUGGUCUGGAAAAAAACCCACAAUGACUUAAAAGACUGAGCUGGAUUGCUUUUAGCCUUCCCGUGGAGAUUUUACACACAAAUCAAAGUGACAGACUGUGCUCUCAGUCCUAUCCGGAAGAUUGACACGAUGGAGAAAAAGAUGCUUUUACUGUACAUUACCAGGCUGCUCCCUAUGACCAGCGAAGAGCUACUGUUCAACCAGCAAGACUUUGUUUCUUUCGCCAAGCGAUGUUCUUUUUUGCCAAAAACUUGCAUGCUUUUGCAACUGUUUUGAUUGAUCUCCAAACGUUCUUUAAAUUUGUGAUGGAAAUUGGGCCAUAUUUAUGUUGUGCAUUGACUGGUUGUCAGAAGUGUCCUAUUUCAAAUGUCAUGUGUUGCUCGCACUGUUGCAGUGACCCUUGUGCUUUUGUGUUGACCUGGCUGUCGCUUGCCUGCUGAGUGUGUCUGAAGCUUAUUGUCAAGAGUCUGUGUAAAGCUUUCAGGGUCAAACAGUUUGGGAAAAGAACAUUUCAUGGGUCUCAUAUGGUGGGUGUAUGUGUGUAUUCCUGUCUUUCUGUCUAUGUUUGGACUUAGAUUUAAGAGGAAAGGAAGAAAAGAUCGAAUCAUUCUUUUAUGUUAUCACUGGCUGCUUUGAUUCUUGGUCAAAUGAACUUAUUGUCAAGAAUUUUAAAAAAUAGUGUGAAACGUGCAUCAAAUUUUGAUAAAAUGACCGCAAAAUUAUGAUGUGGAAAGAAUUGUGAUUAUCAAAUAAGUAAUUAUUUUGCACAAGUGAUCAAGGUGUAAAAGGCCACAGUGUUGAUAUUAUAUUUGUAUGGUAUGACAUUAUCGGUCACAUGCAAAAAUUGGUUAUUGUCAGACAGUUUUUGUUAAAGCCAUUCUUAUUAAAAUCCUAAUAUUUAAAUAAAUGUUUAACAUAUAUAUUGCAGGGACUUGCAUACUGCUGUGUUUCAGCAUUGCCAUGUGAUAUUCUAACGACACUGAGGACAUCUGUAAUGGUGAACAUUUGCCACUGCCUUCUCUAUCCAGUCCAGAUCUAUGAUGUCACACUGACGUGCAGCUAAAUACAGAACAGGGUGACUCAGGCGGUUGCCUGCAGCUGGCUCUCUGUGAGUCAGGGUGUAUUUGAAAGCACCACUAUAAUAGAAAACCCACCAGGAUGUAGUAGUUUUUACCUUAAAUUAUUCAUCACUGUUCUUUUCUGCUGUCAAAGGGACAUAUUUUUAUUUGCUGUAAAGUACAUCAGUGUGACAUCACAGCCUCCAGCCAGAGUUUGAAACAGAGUUGUUAAAUCUCACUGACAGGAAUUUUAUUUAAAGCCAUAAGAAUAAAUCUUACUUUACUGUUUAU